AAUUUUCUCUCUCUUAUAAAAAAAUCCCCAAAAUAUUAGAAAGAUUUCCUUUUUCUCCCUCUGCUGAAAAACCCAGACCUGGAUUCGAUUCUCUCACUGCCCUAACCUUCUACGCUACUUCUUUGGAGGUCUAAUGUACAUCUGAUGUGACUUGAGGAAGAUGGAUGAAAAAAAGGAGAUAGUUGAAGAGGUUAAAAGUGCUUCUGGUGAUUCUUUUAUUGUUGAUUCAGAUGAUGAUGAGCCAUCUGUAUCUGGACAAGAUGAUGGAAUGCAUCCUGAUGAUGAUGAUGAUGAUGAGCCAUCCGAAUCGGGACAAGAUGAUGGAAUACAUGUUGAGGAACCUUUAACUGAGCAAGAAAUAGAAGAGCUAGUUGCUGAGUUCUUAGAAGUUGAGAGCAAGGCUGCAGAGGCUCAAGAGGCACUCGAACAGGAAUCACUUUCCAAGGUGGAAAAUGAUGUGAGAGAGGAGUUGGCACAAAUGCUUCACCGUGAUGAUCUGGAAGCAGCAGUCAAAGAUGAGAUGACUACCUUCAAGGAGGAGUGGGAGACAGUGCUGGAUGAGCUCGAGACUGAAAGUGCUCAUUUGUUGGAGCAACUUGAUGGGGCUGGCAUCGAGCUACCAAGCCUGUAUAAGUGGAUUGAAAGUCAGACUCCAAAUGGUUGCCAUACUGAAGCUUGGAAAAGAAGGGCGCACUGGGUAGGAUCUCAUGUGACCAGUGAAGUUACAGAGGUAGUAGCUGAUGCUGAGAAGUAUCUCCAAAGCCACAGGCCUGUAAGAAGACGGCAUGGGAAACUAUUGGAGGAAGGUGCUAGUGGAUUUCUGGAGAAAAAACUUUCUACAGAUGGAAGCAAGGGAGAGGUGGCUGAAAAUGGAGAUGUUGAUUGGGACUCUCUCAAGAAACUAUUAUCAGGGGGAAUUGGUAAGGAUGUUGCUUCAUUUGGUAGCAAGUAUUGGGCUUCUGUCUACCUGGCCAACACUCCCCAUGAAGCUGCAGAGAUGGGGCUCAAAUUUCCUGGAGUCGAUGAGGUUGAGGAAAUUGAAGACAUCGAUGGUAGUUCCAGUGAUCCAUUCAUUGCUGAUGCCAUAGCAAACGAGAAGGAACUACUUCUUUCCGAGGAACAAAGAAAAAAUUAUCGAAAGGUCAAAGAGGAAGAUGAUGCAAGAAUUGAUCAAAAACUUCAGCUUCAUUUGAAGCAGAGGAGGCAUCGUAAGAGAUCUAAACAGGUAAUGGAAGGUAACGUAGAUGAUCUGCUGCCUCUGAGUGACAUUUCUAAUGAGAAAACUCAUGAAGAUGGGGGAGAUGUAUCGAGUAACCCUAACGAGUUUGCAAAUGAAAAUUCGAAGAAAGAUGUGUCUGAAAGUUCUAAGAACUUGGAUGUGGAACAACCAACUAGUAAUGGCAAUUCAGAGUUUUCUGAACCUGAUGUCAUUGAACACAGAAGGUCGAAGCGUCCAAAUGAGAGCGAGGAACCAAAAAUUGACGCUAAAAGGAUUCGGCCUGUUAUCAUAGACAGUGAUGAUGAAGAUGUUGGGAUAGAUAAAUCAGUUUCAACUGCCACUAAAGUGGAGAAUGAGUCAACUAUGCCAGAAAACAGUGGGGACUUUGGUGCUGAUGGCCAUCUUUCACAGGGUGUGAACAAGGAAUUUCAAUGUACUGCCUGCAAUAAAAUUGCUUUGGAAGUGCAUUCGCAUCCACUUUUGAAAGUAAUUAUUUGCAAAGAUUGCAAAUGUCUAAUGGAGGAGAAGAUGCAUGUGAAGUUGUUGCAGGAUUCUGAGUGUUCUGAAUGCUAUUGUGGAUGGUGUGGACGAAGCAAUGACUUAGUAAGUUGCAAGUCAUGCAAAGUAUUAUUCUGUACCACUUGUAUAAAAAGGAAUAUUGGUGAAGACUGCUUGUCUAAGGCACAAGCUUCUGGCUGGCAAUGUUGUUGUUGCUUACCCAGUCAGCUACAAAGAUUGACAUCUGAAUUGGAGAUAGCCAUGGGAUCAGGAGAUCUAAUGGAUACAAGCUCUGAUAGUGAAUCAGAGGACUCUGAUGCAGAUACAAACAUUGCUGCAAUCAGCAGUAAGAGGAGGAAGAAGAAGAAGAUACGGAGGAUUCUUGAUGAUGCUGAAUUAGGAGAAGAGACCCAGAAGAAAAUUGCAAUUGAAAAGGAGCGUCAAGAACGUUUGAAGUCACUGAAAGUACAGUUUACUGGCAAAUCCAAGGUGAUGAAAUCUGCAAGCUGCAAUGGAAACUUACCUGAAGGUGCUACUGUUGAAGUACUUGGCGAUUCUGCCACAGGUUAUAUAGUGAAUGUUGUGAGGGAAAAAGGUGAAGAGGCUGUGAGGAUUCCUCCAAGCAUAUCAGCUAAAUUGAAAGCCCAUCAGGUGGCAGGGAUAAGAUUUAUGUGGGAGAACAUUGUUCAGUCAAUUGGGAAAGUAAAAUCUGGAGAUAGAGGUCUUGGUUGCAUUUUAGCUCAUACAAUGGGCCUGGGAAAAACUUUUCAGGUCAUAGCUUUCCUGUACACUGCUAUGAGAAGUGUUGAUUUGGGAUUAAGAACUGCACUUAUUGUUACUCCUGUGAAUGUGCUUCAUAAUUGGCGGCAGGAGUUCAUGAAGUGGAGGCCUUCAGAAGUCAAACCCCUCCGUGUUUUUAUGCUGGAAGAUGUAUCAAGGGAGAGAAGAGUGGAGUUGUUUGCAAAAUGGAGAGCUAAGGGUGGUGUUUUUCUGAUUGGCUACACUGCUUUUCGAAACUUAUCUUUUGGAAAGAAUGUCAAGGAUCGAAACAUGGCUAGGGAACUUUGUUAUGCUUUGCAGGAUGGACCCGAUAUACUUGUUUGUGAUGAAGCCCAUAUGAUUAAGAACACCAGAGCAGAUACAACUCAAGCAUUGAAGCAAGUGAAAUGCCAAAGGAGGAUUGCAUUAACAGGGUCACCUCUUCAGAACAAUCUAAUGGAGUAUUAUUGUAUGGUUGAUUUUGUAAGAGAAGGUUUUCUUGGUAGCAGCCAUGAGUUUAGGAACCGUUUCCAAAACCCUAUAGAGAAUGGACAACAUACUAAUUCAACUGCAUAUGAUGUGAAAAUUAUGAAUCAAAGGUCACAUAUCCUUUAUGAACAAUUAAAAGGAUUUGUGCAAAGAAUGGACAUGAGUGUGGUGAAGAAGGACCUGCCACCUAAAACUGUCUUUGUAAUAACUGUAAAGCUUUCUCCUUUGCAAAGGAAGUUAUACAAGAGGUUCCUCGAUGUGCAUGGAUUCACAAAUGACAAGGUUUCCAGUGAAAAGAUAAGGAAGAGUUUUUUUGCUGGAUACCAGGCAUUAGCUCAGAUAUGGAACCAUCCUGGGAUUCUUCAACUCAGAAAAGAUAAAGAUUACGUUAGUCGUGAGGAAACUGUUGAGAAUUUUAAUGCAGAUGAAAGUUCUAGUGAUGAAAAUGUAGAUUAUAAUACAAUUAUUGGAGAGAAGCCAAGGAAUGCUUAUGAUUUUAUGCAAGGGAAAAAUGAUAAUGGAUUUUUUCGAAAGGAUUGGUGGAAUGAUCUUCUUCAUGGAAAUAAUUAUAAAGAACUUGAUUACAGUGGCAAAAUGGUAUUGCUGCUUGACAUUUUAACCAUGUGUUCUCUGGUGGGUGAUAAGGCAUUGGUUUUUAGCCAGAGCAUACCCACCUUAGAUCUCAUUGAAUUUUAUCUUUCAAGAUUGCCUCGACAUGGAAGAAAGGGGAAGUUUUGGAGAAAAGGAAAAGACUGGUACAGGCUAGAUGGAAGAACAGAGAGUUCUGAAAGGCAAAGAAUGGUUGAGAAGUUUAAUGAUCCUGAGAAUAAAAGAGUCAAAUGCACUCUGAUAUCAACGAGAGCUGGAUCUCUAGGGAUUAAUCUUCAUGCUGCUAACCGUGUAGUUAUUGUCGAUGGUUCUUGGAAUCCAACCUAUGAUCUUCAAGCCAUUUAUCGAGCUUGGAGGUAUGGCCAAAAAAAGCCAGUGUUUGCUUACAGAUUGAUGGCACAUGGAACUAUGGAAGAAAAAAUCUAUAAGCGUCAGGUGACUAAGGAGGGGCUUGCUGCAAGGGUAGUUGAUAGACAACAAAUACAUAGGACUAUUUCUAGAGAAGAAAUGUUGCACCUCUUUGAAUUUGGUGAUGAUGAGAAUACUGACCCUCAAAUUGAGCUUGGACAAGAAGUUAGACAAACAGAUGACCAGAACAUGAGCUGCCAAGUUGGAACUUCACUGAAACAGAAUUUGCCUCUUUCUCAUGGAAGCUGCUCUUCUGACAAGUUAAUGGAGAGAUUACUUGGCAAGCACCAUCCGAGGUGGAUUGCCAAUUAUCAUGAACACGAGACUCUUUUGCAAGAGAAUGAAGAGGAAAAACUGACUAAGGAGGAGCAAGACAUGGCUUGGGAAGUAUAUAGGAAAUCAUUAGAAUGGGAGGAAGUGCAGCGAGUUUCUCUUGAUGAAUCCACAUUUGAUCGAAGGCCACCCAUGCCAAAUGCUGUUCCAUCUGUACCUGAUCCAGGCAACCUGCCUACAUCAAGCAUGGCUGCCCCUCCUACUCCUGAGACUUCCUGUUCCAUUGUUGCAUCUUCCAAGGGCAUCUUAAGAAGUCGAACAGUGCAUCGGAAAUGCACUAAUCUUUCUCACUUGCUGACUCUUAGAAGUCAGGGAACUAAAGUCGGCUGUACUACCGUAUGUGGGGAAUGUGCCCAGGAGAUUAGCUGGGAGGAUCUUAACAGAGAUGGCAAGAUGGCACGCUGAAGAAUGCUGUCAUCUGUGUUUGUUCAUACAUGUGAUUUCAAAUGUAAUUUAUAAUUAUUAUUGUGAAGGGCAGCUGAUGUAUCAAUGUCAUUUAUUUCAGUAGGUAUUAGCAAUUACCUACUAUUUGUCAUUUUUGUUUAUCCAACAAGAGUUGGAAUUUUUGGGUGGGUGAUUGAUUGUAAAUUUAUACCAGAGUCCAGAGGGUGUUAAUCCUUUGUAAAUUUCAGAUUAAACGAUAUCUAAUGUGUAAUUCUUGAAAGCCAAACUCCAUUGUUCUUGGUGUGUAACCAAAACUGACACUUACAGAACUUA
Molecule: messenger RNA, 5032 nt
Organism: Jatropha curcas
Lineage: Eukaryota; Viridiplantae; Streptophyta; Magnoliopsida; Malpighiales; Euphorbiaceae
Gene: ATRX
Product: P-loop containing nucleoside triphosphate hydrolases superfamily protein
Cellular component (GO): nucleus
Molecular function (GO): ATP hydrolysis activity; ATP binding
Source: RefSeq, a predicted model, not a curated record